AUGCCAGAAUACGACACGCGCACUGUGCCUGCCCCCAUUAAACUAUCCAUCUUCGCAGUAGUCAUUGCCUCCUCCUAUCCUGCUGCUCUGUCCUGCAUAAUCUCUGACCCCUGGGAGGUGCUUGUGACUCUCCUUGCAGGAUCUCUCUCUUUUCUCGCUAUCAUUGGGAAAAGCACAAAAACAAAGCUGACUGUAUCCUCAGCUGCCUCUUUCCUUCUCUUCUUCCUGCCCUCUGGGUAUUUCAGGGCGUUCUGUGUAGGGUUUCUUCUAGCGUACUCCCAGACAGUUGCUGAGAUACACACCUCCCGUCUCUCGCUCUCUCCCUUCAGGGAUCUUGCCAUCUCUCUGCUGGGCAUCCUGAUGACAAUGCAGGCCUGCGUGUUUUUCUUCUUUUUGUCUUUUAUCCCUGGGUUCGCCCCUAUCUUCCAGUCCUUCUUUUUUGUUCUUGCUCUUGUCUGCCUCCAGGUCGCGCUAGUUGUGCUCUGUGCUCCCACGCCGCCUGUUGAGCUGAUCAACCCGCAGGACGCAUCUGCUCUGUACGGCCCUGUCUACAACAAACUCUCGAGAAUCUUCAAAGACACGCCUUUCUCCUGCUUCUAUGACGAAUACUCUGAGCUGGUCAGCAGAUACAGCACAGACAAGAGGAAGACAGCCAACAGAGUCUCUUCCAUCAUAGAAAAAGUGAAUAUAUCGUUCAUUUCCACAGGAAUAGUGGGCCUACUCUCCACCAUAUCCAACACAUCCAUGUAUCUGACUAUUUUUACGUCUGUUACUAUGUUUAAAUGGAUAUACGCCAACAAGUACCCCAAGGACUACAUAAUAUUAACAGUAAUUAGCACGCUGGUGGUGCUUGUGUCUAUAUUUAUAUACGAUAUACAGCCCAUCUUUAUAAUCCUGAUGGGCUGCAGCUUGUAUCUUGUUCCCUCGUAUAACACGUACCUGUGCUUGGAUAGCUAUGUAAUCGGCGUGUCUAACACCAUACGCAACACUCUAGGAACAAUAGUCUACAUAAUUCUGGAAAGAGAGCAGUAUAUAACUAAAUUAUACUAG
Messenger RNA from Nematocida minor, 1050 nucleotides. RefSeq lists its product as uncharacterized. Bases 1 to 1050 code for a protein of 349 amino acids. The transcript has a single exon. The record is from RefSeq and is a predicted model, not a curated record. Lineage: Eukaryota; Fungi; Microsporidia.